AAUUCACAAGUCAGAAGUGUCACAAGUCACAACAUAUCAAAUAUCAAACAAAAUCAAAAUCUACUCACAUUCUUACACCAACAUCAAACAAACAUGAGACACUUUUACAUUUUGAAUUGUUUUCCUUCGUUUUGAGCUGAAAAAUAAAGAGAUGAGUAUGAGCAUCGAGGCAUCCUUGAUGCUUAGUAACCGAAAAAGCAAUUAAUGGUCAAUUCGAGGUUGAACAAUAUGCCUGAGAUAUGGAGUGGCUUUUGUAAAAUAGAAAAUUCAGAUAGAUCACCUGAAAAUAAUUAAAAAAAAAACACUUGUUGGUGGUCCCAUUGCAUUAUAAUAUGAAUUUCAGUUGGUUCACAAAUGUUCUUGUCCACCACCCUUUCAUUAUUUUGGCAGCUGUUGCAGUUUUUUCUGGAACAUGUAUUGUCAUCCCAUUUACUUUAAAAUCCAUCACAUUUCCAAGCUUUCAGGAUCCACAGUUGGGCUUUUCUACAAGAGGUACCAUAAUUUCAAAUAGGUUAACUACUUGGUCAAAUUUAGUAAAGUCUAUGAGGCCUUCUGGUGAGUUGACCACAAACCCCAAAGAAUAUUCAUACCAUCCAAAUAAAAACAAUUCUCAGCAUCAACCAUCUAGGAAACCCAAGGCUAAGAAGUUGAAGAAACCAAAGAAACCAAAAGCACAACCAGUUUAUGGAAGUGUUACACUGAAUGAAGACAAGAAUACUAGUGAUGUUACAGUUGAGCAUGACAGAUGGAAGGCCCUUCAAAGUUUGACUCCUACUCUUAAUAAACAUUCUGAUGAUGCAGAUGAAAAUUUUUUCUGUGACAGUCCAGAACCACAGUAUGGUCAUUUGGUUGUAACAACACACAAUAAAAGAGAUUUAUUCAAUCUGAAUAAUAUGCUAGCAAUGUGCCGUUUAGAACACGAACUGAUAAAUAUAAAGUAUUACAAUGACCUCUGUAUUCAGAAUCCAUAUUUCAAUCGAAAAUGUUGCAAACCUUGGUCCCUGCCAAACUAUAUAGCAUUAUUCAACAAAAGGACUUCAUGUUUGGCAAUCACGGAAGAUGAUGUACAGAGAACUCGGAAAAUUUUAGUAAAAUGUGCUCAAUAUUUUCACGCAUUUCAACUCAAUUCAGAAUGUCUCAAAGGAACCCCUUAUUGUGAAGCCCCAAUAGAAUGUUUGAGGCAUGAUGCUGUGUUCAACAUCCUGUAUUAUUUGACCAGCACAAAUUUUCUUCCUCCAAAUAAUACUGACACAGCAACAGAGCUGAAAGAAGUGAUGAUUUUUUUACCACUAGCUUGCAGCACUGCUAUCAUACCAUAUUAUCAUGAACUGAUUGAGUUGAAUUUGGAAUAUGAUGGUAUGAAAGUGGUAGCAAUAGAUUUUGGAAUAAAGAGUGCACUGUUUGAUGAAUAUCUGAUAAGAGACACCUAUCUAAUGGGAUCUGGGGCACUUUUUGUCUUUGUCUGCAUAUGGGUUUAUACUGAAUCAUUGUUCCUCACUAUAAUGACAAUAAUUGUGAUUGUAUUCUCACUAGCUAUAUCUUAUUUUAUGUACAUUCUUGUUUUUGAGAUAAAAUUUUUUCCAUUCAUGAAUUUACUAGCUACUAUAGUAGCGAUAGGUAUUGGCUCCGAUGAUGCUUUCAUUUUUUGCAAAAUCUGGCAAAUGCAGAAGCAAGACCAAGGAUGUUCUUUGUUGAAGACAAUGACUGAUACCUUCCAUCAUGCAUUUAUGUCAAUGUUUGUAACUGCAUUGACCACUGCAGUUGCGUUUUUGGGGUCUUAUAUUAGUUCAGUCACUGCUGUCAGCUGCUUCAGUAUUUUUGCAGGAAUCGCUGUUAUAGCAAACUAUUUUUUGAUGAUGACUUGGUUCCCAGCCUGUAUAGUGAUCUGGGAAAGAUCCUGCUUCUCUAGUGAUACUCUCUUCAGAAGUUGUUUGAUGAUGUGUUACCAGAGAUGGUGCUGCAUCAAGCCCCAAUUGAAUUUGUCUGCUGUUUGGUGCCACUGUUCGGUUUUCAAUACUUUUUGGAAAGCAAAGGAGCAGUGGCUAUUAGAUAUCGUUGUACGUCUCAAAUACGUCUGGUUCUUACUGCUGACAGCUAUUGCUUUUUUAAGUGGCUAUAUCGUUUUUGUUUAUCCCAAGCUCCAGUUGCCAAAUACUAGCGAGUUUCAGCUAUUUGCUACGUCCCAUCCUUUUGAACAAUAUGACUUCAAAUACAAAAGUCACUUCUGGUUCAACCACCCUGAAAAGAUGCAACAAAACAACUACAAGCUUCCACUGAGAUUCGUAUGGGGAGUACUCCCCAUAGACAAUGGUGAUCACCUGGAUCCAUCAAAUUUGGGCACUCUGACCCUCGACCCGUCGUUCGACAUUGCCGAUCCCAAAUCUCAAGAGUGGCUGUUGAAUUUCUGCCGGAAAGUCAGACAGCAGCCCUUCUACCAUUCCAUGAUAGGACCUCUGCUCCCGAAUUGCUUUGUGGAAACCUUCAUGCAAUCUAUGGACAGGAAAUGUUACGAUGCUUUCAUGAACAAAGACAGGUCACCCUGUUGCGAGACGUCCAGAUUUCCUUACAAUCGAAGUGUAUUCAAUGAAUGCAUUAUCGACGAAAUCGCUGAUAUUUACGAUACCCCUUCAGAAUGGUUGAGCCCAGGCAUGGCUGGUCCCAAAUUCUCGAAAGACCAUAACCCGACAAUAAAAGCUGUUAUCAUAGAAUACGAUAGUAACUAUAGUUAUUCGAUGUCAUACGAUCAAAUGGACGAAUUUUUCACGAAAGUCGAAAGAUUUAUGACCGAGGAACUGAAAACCGCGCCCGACUCCCUCAAAAACGGCUGGUUCAUCAGCGAACUAGAAUUUUACGAUCUUCAAAGGGAACUGAGCGUAAGCACCGAGAUAGCAGUUGCGAUCUCGAUGGGCCUGGCCCUAGCAGUAUUAUUUUUUGCGACCUUGAACGUCCUCACUAGUUUAUACGCAAUCAUAACGAUAACUAGCAGUAUUUUCGUGACCAUGGCAGUAUUAGUAAUGUUAGGCUGGAAGCUGAAUAUCCUCGAAUCGACCGCAGUCUCCACGGCUAUAGGCCUAACGGUGGACUUCAGUUUGCACUAUUCCGUCAACUACCGCUUGUGUCCUGAAGCCGUGGCUGUGAACAGAGAAGCAGCGACCCGACACGCUCUCAGUUACAUGGCGGGGCCCGCUUUCAUGGCGGCGGUCACCACCGGGGCGGCGGGGGCCUUCAUGUUGCCAUCCUUGAUCCUUCCCUAUAUACAAUUAGGGAUUUUUCUGGUGCUAGUCAUGGGCAUCAGCUGGAUCUAUGCCACCUUCUUGUUGGGCUCACUGUUGGCUAUCGCGGGGCCCAGCAAGAAUUGCGGACAGUUCCAGUAUGCGUCGCUUGUUUGUUGCUCCAAGCCGAAGCGGAUGCCAGAUAGGCCUCCUCGGCCUUUGGCAGCGGCGCCUGACGGUCAUGAGUUGGAGUCUCUGACGUUCUCGAAGAGGGAGAGGAAUUCUCCUAAGUCUUUGAGAAGGUCGCUGAGUUCGGGUGGGGGGCGCUUUACACCUAGCAAAUAUGUAUUCACUGAUCAGUCUCCAUCUGCAACCAGUGCUAUAACUAUCAUUAUGGCUGAUGACAAUUAAAUGUAAACCGUUAGGACUAAAUGUUCUGUGAUACGUAUGUUUCCUUUUUUUUUUAAAGUGCACGUUGUUGUUUUCCUGUUAUGUUCACCGGAUAUUUUAUGUUGUUUACGGAAAAUUUAUUGAUGGUUAUCAAUUAGCAGCUCCUAAUGUCUUUUCAUAAGAAACUUAUCUCCAGAAUUUACAUAGGUACAUUUUCUUUGUAUGACAAAAGACAAAUUGGUGCCAAAUAGAUAGAUCAUUGUACUCAAGUAUCGCUGAAGUGAACUCAUAUUUUACAAUUGGUGAAAUGAGGUUCUCAUGUGAUAUAAAAAAAAAACAAUGUCCGAGUUCUGACAAACGUUUUAUUCGAAUUCUCUUGAUGAAUAAGCCACUAAGCUUAGUAGACUAGUAUUUUUCACGUUUUGACUACUGCGUGUUCGAUGAACCCAUCUUAUAAAACACUGCCUAAAACACGUCGAAAAUACUGGCCUAGAUCUGACAUCACCUAGUAAAAAAGUUAUGAUUUUGUUGUAACUCGUUUUUAACCUCCGUUGAUCUCUUUCCGUUUCAUGCUUAAUCUUUUCUUAAAUAUAUUGACUUGAAUGUGAUGGAAGUUAGUAUUCUUGUUACAAAAAACUAGAGUUCAUGUAGUCCGAAUUAUAUCAAUGUUAAAUGUUCAGAGAGAACAAAUCCCGUGGACUGCGGAUGACAUAGUAUAGCUCUGUAUAUCAGAUGUAUUUUUUAUUUUUUUAUACAGACCUGUUUCUAAAUUAAUUUUUCGUUAAUAAAGAUGUUUUUUC
Phaedon cochleariae (mustard beetle) is the source of this 4402-nucleotide messenger RNA. The record is from the annotation of a GenBank genome assembly. Lineage: Eukaryota; Metazoa; Arthropoda; Insecta; Coleoptera; Chrysomelidae.